Molecule: messenger RNA, 4612 nt
Organism: Durio zibethinus
Lineage: Eukaryota; Viridiplantae; Streptophyta; Magnoliopsida; Malvales; Malvaceae
Source: RefSeq, a predicted model, not a curated record
GGUAAAAAUAAUGAGAUAAAGUAGAGGAUUGAGAAAGACAGGCCACGUCAUACCUGGAGAUGAACAGGUACAAACUUGCAUGAAACAAAAUCACAAAUUGGGCACAAACUCUUCAACACUUUCACCUGAGAUUGGCGCCGCAAUAAGAAGUCAGACCAAUGCUUUGCCGUAAUCAAACACCAACAUAACACAACCUGAACUUAGUUAUAUAUGUUAAAAAAUAGGAAACGGGCCAUGCUCCAUUUUCAGAGGAUUGACUCAGAAGUAGCCAACAAAAGUCUUAAACAAGAGCAAGUUUCCAUUAGAAAAGGUAAUCAAAUGAAGGGUUUCAAAGCCACACAGAGCACGCCAGUAGCCAAAAAAGCAGUGCUUGACAAGUGCAACACUAUAGACCUUAAAAAAGCCAACAAGGUUCAAGUGAGUCCAUUUCAUCCAAGAAGAUUACUCAGGUGUUCAGCUCAACAGAAUCCAUGAAAUAAAAAUGGUUAGAUCCCUACGCUAUGUUGCCCAUGAAAUAAUUAUGUCAAGAUUUCAGACCCUUAUUUGCAUAAUUCAAAAUUUUGUAUGACUCAAUUUGGUUCGAGAAAAAACGAAAAUCUAGGGAUUUACUUCGGAUGUAAAAUCAGCAGCAGCAAAGAUAAUCCAAGUUGUGACAGCUUUUGCCAUAAGCGAAUUGGAUUCGAUGAAGCUUUUACCAUGGAGGAGCGAAUGGCUAUCGGAGGAGAGGCGAUGGAGGCAGCGUUUGCUCAAGCUUUUUGAAGUGUUGCCGCUGCUGCCCAUUUCUGGAACGCGCGCUUCAAGUGAAGAAACGGCUUGAUCCUGUGUUGUAAUCUGGGCAGAAUUCGCCCAUCAACCCAUAUUUAUAAUGGGCUUUGGUCCAUUACUAACCGGGUCAACUGUUGAUCCAAAAAAUCAGCCUAUUAACCCCGGCUAGUCCGAUUAAAAACUAGGAACCACAGGCUAGGCCGAUAAAAAGCCAGGAACAACAUUGUCAAACGCUUUGCCCAUUUUUCCAUCCACCGUAAAAGCUACUCUCUCUUUUUCUGAAAUUUUCCAAUUUAAAUUUCCAUUUUUUCUUCUCAUUAUCGUUCCUUUUUUUUUUUUGUAAUUUCAAUUUCAAUUAAUGUACAUAUUUUGUAACGCCGUUGAAUGAAUCCCAUUCACUUGCCGGUGAGGCAGAGGCAGCGACAGCUGGUUGCAGGAAAAGCUUGUAAUGGACCCUUCCAUAGUAAAGCUCCUAGAAGAAGACGAGGACGAGUCUAUGCAUUCUGGAGCUGACGUUGAGGCGUUCCAGGCCGCCUUGAAUCGGGAUAUUGAAGGCGAUGCGUCCACUCCUCAGCCGUCUGAUUCAAAUACCGCAGUUUUGUCUAAAGGAAGCAAUCCAGCUUCCAGUCAGUCACUUGCACAAUGGCCAAAUACAGGGCAAGAUGGGAACACCAACUUUAAAAAUCAACAAGCUCUUCAAAGUGCACAGCAACAACAGCAGCCUUCGUCUGAAAUGGAGCAAAAGCAACAGGGAGCUGUUGUUAUGGGGAGUCAGCAACAAGUACAACAGCCAAAUGAUGUUCCGCAAGAAGGUAAUCAUCUACCACCACAACCAAAACAACCCCAAGAUGAUCUUCAACAAGGAGUAGCUGAAGAAGUUUCUGCCCAGGUUACUCAAAGGAACGGGGUUCAGACUACUGGGAUUCAAACUACUGAAAGAAGUUCUAUGCCUCGUGAACUAGAGAGAACCAAUAGUCAAGACAGUGAAUCACAAUAUGUGAAAUUACAGAAGAUGAGUAAUCAACAGGCCAGUGGGACAGAGCAGCCGAAUAAUCCUGUGAAUCGAGGAAAACAAGUUCCAUUUGCUGUGUUGUUGCCUGCCUUACUGCCCCAACUUGAUAAAGACAGAGCCAUGCAGCUUCAUACUCUGUAUGGUAAACUAAAGAAAAAUGAAAUUGCAAAAGACGGAUUUGUCAGGCACAUGAGAGAUAUUGUAGGAGACCAGAUGUUGAGGUUGGCAGUUAACAAGUUACAAGUGCAGAUGAGUUCCAACCAAUUCCCAUUACAGUCCCAGGUUGCAGCACGGCAGAAUAAUCCACGAAUGCCAUCUGUUGGUGGUGCUACACAGUUUGCUGGUCCACAUUCGUUAGCUCAGCUGCACCAAAAAGGCCCUAACUCUCCUGCCAAUUCAUCUCAUACCUCCUCUCCGGCAGUCCCCAUGCAGACUAAUUCAAGUUAUUUAUCCAUUGAAAACAAGGCUCAAAAAUCUCAAGAGAUGGAUCGCCAAUCAGAUUCUCGCUUCGGAGUGCUAGGAAGUCAAAUUUCUUCCUCUAGUUCAACCACUGUGAAUCAAGAAAGAGAUCGUACUUCAAUUCCAGUACAAGGAAUUAACAAGCAGCAGCAACAACAUUUGAAUUUCCCACAAACUUCUUUUGCCAUGUACGGGAGUAGUAAUUAUCACCCAUACUCUGGGCCAAAUGUUAAUACUUCAGGUUCCUCACUAAAGCCGCAACCUCAUGAUUCACAAAUUAGGCAACUUGCACAUCAUCAAGGCAUGGGACCAAAUCCUGUAGGAGGAUCAACCCAGGCAAUAAACAUGAUGAGUGGGCCUAAGCUUGAGAGGCAAAACUCUACUAAUGACCCAAAUAGAUUGCAGGGUGGAUCUCUUUCUCACUUUUCAAGCAGUUCAAUUCCUUGGCAAGCCUCAUCAAGUAAGGAGCAGAAUCCUGGCCCUUUAUCAUCAGUGACUUAUGUGAAACAGGAACCUGUUGAUCAAGGUGCUCAGCAACAGCACAGACCUCAUGUGUCUGCAACACAGGGAUUGUCUACUGCACUAGUUGAACAGGGAAAUGCAGUUACAGCUACUCCAAAGGAUGAGUCUUUAGAGAAGCAGUCUUCUAGAAUUGGCUUCUCAACUCCUACUAGUAUGGUACCUCCUAAUUUGGUUUCUCCUUCCAUCACAACACAAAUGGAUUCUAAUGUCCCGUUGGGCUCUCGGAAUCCUUCUGUGUCCACUACAGCUGGGGUCAGUGCAAGAACACCUCAAAAAAAGCCCUCUGUUGGUCAGAAGAAACCGCUUGAAGCUCUUGGUUCAUCACCACCACUGUCAAGUAAGAAGCAAAAAGUGUCUGGAGCCUUUUCAGAUCAGAGCAUUGAACAACUGAAUGAUGUCACUGCUGUCAGCGGAGUCAAUCUCAGGGAAGAGGAGGAGCAACUAUUUUCUGGCCCCAAGGAUGAGAGUCGAGUUUCAGAAGCAUCCAGAAGGGUUGUCCAAGAGGAAGAAGAAAGACUUAUUUUGCAGAAAACCCCUUUGCAGAAGAAACUGGCUGAAAUUAUGGCCAAAACUGGCUUGAAGAAUAUAAGCAAUGAUGUUGAACGAUGCUUGUCCCUGUGUGUGGAGGAAAGAAUGCGUGGGCUCCUAUGCAAUUUAAUCAGACUGUCAAAACAGCGGGUUGAUGUUGAGAAGCCUAGGCACCGGACACUUGUCACCUCAGAUGUUCGGCAGCAAAUUAUGAUGAUCAACCGGAAUGCUAGGGAAGAAUGGGAGAAAAAGCAGGCCGAGGCAGAGAAGCUGCGGAAACUUAAUGAACCUGAGGCUGAGACUGUAGUUGAAGGUGAUAAGGAGAAAGAUGACAGUCGAGUAAAAGUAGUAAAGGCAAACAAGGAGGAGGAUGAUAAGAUGAGGACCACUGCUGCAAAUGUUGCUGCACGGGCUGCUGUUGGAGGGGAUGACAUGCUGUCAAAAUGGCAACUUAUGGCUGAGCAAGCCCGCCAGAAACGCGAGGGGGGAAUGGAUGCAGCAUCUGGUUCUCCUGCAGGUAAAGAUGUAAACUGCAGGCCUCUAUCUGCAUCUGGAAAAAAUGCAAAGGACAAUCAAGAAUCAGAAAAGAGGGGCCCGCUCAGUCCUUUUGCAUCUGGGGCUAGUAGAAAAUUUGGCCGGAACCAAGGUGUCACGCCCCAUGCUAGAGUGGCUCGUACUAUUUCAGUUAAGGAUGUGAUUGCAGUCCUGGAAAGAGAGCCCCAAAUGUCUAAGUCUACACUUAUUUAUCGCUUGUAUGAAAAAACUGGCUCCGAGGCUGCUGCUGAGUGAUUAUGAUGCACCUUUAUAUUAUGGUGUGGUGUUCAUGUUUUCCAUUAGGUAUCCGAUUACAGAUAAUGGAAUUUGAGAUGUCUAGGACUGUAUAUUUAGCUUAAUGGUGGAGAAUCUUACAGAACAUCUGGAUAAUUGGACUUUCUAGGUUUUUAGGUGCAGUAUCAACCUGAUCUUACCACGUUAACCAGGCUUCAGAACCAGGUUUUUAGCUGGAUGAUUUCAUGUUUAUUCUUUUGUAAUUAUUAUAUGCUAAUAUUAUUUUAUAAUAAAUUACGUUUUAAAGUUUGUGAUAAAUGUCGCCUUUCUCAUUGUAAACUUGUCCUUUGUCAGUUUGUAUUGAUAGCAAUGUGAACUCUGCUCUCGUAUUAAUUUUAAUGCUCUUCUCUUAUUAUAAAGAAAUAAGGAAGGCUUGCAGAGACGCUUCUCCUCACGAAGCUAAUUAUAGGACUUCAGCUCUCAUGGAUCCAAACGGACUGGUCCCAUCGUGCCGAGUGCCAUACCCUUCAGUGAACAACUGAGCCAUUUUUUCAGUUU